GGAAAUUCACUAUUCUCACGGUUUGCUCCUCCACAAUCUCUCCCGAUCUUGAUUAUAUCCUCCAUUUAUAUUCUUCCCAUCCCUACAACUUCAUCAAUCUACAAACCCAGGUAGCAACAAAAAGAACAAGAACGCCACCUACCAUCUUCCAUUAUUUCAUCAAUAAUGCCUUCUCAAUGGGAUCAUGUAGCCGACAAGGAUUUGUUGUUAGCUAUCAUUGAAGCAAACAAUCUCAAGGCUAUUGAAUGGUCCACAAUUGCCCAUGAGCUCCAGAGAAAAGGCCAUCCUUUUAACAAUGAGGGUUGCAGGCAACAUUUCCAGAAGAUUAGAAAAGAAUCGCGCACCAGCUCUCCUUCUGCUUCCGCCAGCACUAUUCCUGUUGCUACUUCUGCCAAGAAACGCAAGUCCAAGGCUGCUUCUAUUGAGGAGGGACAAGAGGAUGAUGAUGAGGAAGCACCCUUAAAGAUUCAAUCGAAGCGGGUCAAGAAAGAAAGCGAUAAUCAAUCUGCCGCUCAGUUAGGAGUCGAGACUGAGGAGUGAUUAUGGACCAUGAUCUUCUAACCGAGAUGCCGACGAUCGAAUAGUCUGGAUAAUGCUUGGUUCAGGGUGAAUAUUCUCUAGCUGCACAUUCCAUGAUAGCAAGGACGGAGAAGAUUGGGUUUUGCAUAUUAGAUAUCGAGGGCGGGGCAACAUAACAACUCAUAGUCUGUAUGACCUCACUUGGUUCCAGAUAGUUGAGCUCUCUUAAGUCGGUGACGGAGAGUUGGAGGGGUAGUUUUUCUGCAAAUAGCAUUUUACCGCGAUGGCGGACAUUGACCUUAUCGCUUAAAGUUUGUCUUAAUUUAUGGAAAAAUGAAGAAAAUCUAGCAUGCUCAGAGA
Messenger RNA from Botrytis cinerea B05.10, 879 nucleotides. RefSeq lists its product as hypothetical. Lineage: Eukaryota; Fungi; Ascomycota; Leotiomycetes; Helotiales; Sclerotiniaceae. The coding region runs from base 166 to 540 and encodes 124 amino acids. The record is from RefSeq and is a predicted model, not a curated record. The transcript has 3 exons.